CAGAGGUGAACCAGGAGGGGCCAGAGUCGGGCCAGUGAACACAACACCACUGGUCUUCCAUUCAGGCAGACGGGGACAGCACACCAGUCCUCCCACGGACAGGGGGCAGCACCACCGGUCCUCCCACAGACAGGGGGCAGCACCACCGGUCCUCCCACUGACCGGGGGGGUAGCACCGCCGGUCCUCCAGCAGACAGAGCGCGGCACCACCAGCCCUCCUGAAGACAGGGAGCGGCAGCACCGGUCCUCCUGAAGACAGGGAGCGGCAGCACCGGUCUUCCGGCAGUCAGGAGGCCAUACCGGCGGUCCUCUAGCCCUGAGGCGAUAUCGUGCCGUUUCCCCUCCAUUCCGGUGGGGGGCAGUGUCUGCUUGUCUUCGUCACUUCCUUCGGUUGCUUGCGGAGACGGUGAACGGGUUGAGGCGGGGGGCUGAUUCCUCGUCUGCUGUGUCGAUUACAUCGAUUAACGUGCGGAAAAUCGUACCUGUGAUCACCGACUAUUAGUGCUGGGGACGCGAAACGGCUUCUUCUGGUUUAUGUCCGUGGCGUAACGAAGGGAGAAUGGCGGCGGCCCCGAAUACUUUGGAGACUGAGGAACAGGCAAAGCUGCGUUUCCAGGUGGAGCUGGAGUUUGUUCAGUGUCUGGCAAACCCAAACUACCUGAACUUCCUGGCGCAGCGAGGCUACUUCAGAGACCGCACGUUCGUCAAUUACUUCAAGUACCUUCUGUACUGGAAAGAACCGGAGUACGCCAAGUACCUGAAAUACCCCCAGUGCCUGCACAUGCUGGAGCUGCUGCAGUACGAGCACUUCCGCAAGGAGCUGGUGAACGCGCAGUGUGCCAAGUUCAUCGACGAGCAGCAGCUUCUCCACUGGCAGCACUACUCCCGCAAGCGGGUCAGGCUGCAGCAGGCCCUGGCAGAGCAACAGCAGCAGAACAACGCGUCUGGCAAGUGAGGGUGCCGGAGAGCGUCAGGGGAGGCCAGAGUGAAGGCUGCCGCAGCAAACUUCAACAUAGGCGUUCUCCUGGCACACCUGGGGCAGGAAAGGACCCCUCCCUUGGAGAUUUGUUUUAUGAACAGUUCAGAGGUGAAGCGAUUGAGUGAGGACAAUGUGCCCCAAUCUGCAGCUCUGCACUCUUCAACAUCAGCUCGAUUCACUGCUGAGAGUUUCUGUCAGUGGGACAGAACACAACUCUCUGGACGUUAUCCAGUUGAAAACCCAGAAAUAUUAGCCAUUUGUAGAAGGAACUAGCGCAAUAUACAGUAAGACCAUGUUACUAGAUUUCAGUGUGUUUUGAAGGUCUACACCCAGCCAAAACUUUAACCUUCCUGUCCAAUCCAGCAGUCCUGGUGUACAGUACCGGUGGGGACAGGUCUGUCAAUGUAUAACACCGGGGUACGGUACCGGUGGGGACGGGUCUGUCACUGUACAACACCGGGGUACGGUACCGGUGGGGACGGGUCUGUCACUGUACAACACCGGGGUACGGUACCGGUGGGGAUGGGUCUGUCACUGUACAACACCGGGGUGCGGUACCGGUGGUGAUGGGUCUCACUGUAUAACACCGGGGUACGGUACCGGUGGGGACGGGUCUGUCACUGUACAACACCGGGGUGCGGUACCAGUGGUGAUGGGUCUCACUGUAUAACACCGGGGUACGUUACCGGUGGGGACGGGUCUGUCACUGUAUAACACCGGAGUACGGUACCGGUGGAGACGGGUCUGUCACUGUGUAACACCGGGGUACGGUACCGGUGGGGAUGGGUCAGUCACUGUGUAACACUGGAGUACGGUACCGGUGGAGACGGGUCUGUCACUGUGUAACACCGGGGUACGGUACUGGUGGGGACGGGUUUGUCACUGUGUAACACCGGGGUACGGUACCGGUGGGGAUGGGUCAGUCACUGUGUAACACCGGAGUACGGUACCGGUGGAGACGGGUCUGUCACUGUGUAACACCGGGGUACGGUACUGGUGGGGACGGGUUUGUCACUGUAUAACACCGGGGUACGGUACCGGUGGGGAUGGGUCAGUCACUGUGUAACACUGGAGUACGGUACCGGUGGGGACGGGUCUGUCACUGUGUAACACCGGGGUACGGUACUGGUGGGGACGGGUUUGUCACUGUGUAACACCGGGGUACGGUACCGGUGGGGAUGGGUCAGUCACUGUGUAACACCGGAGUACGGUACCGGUGGAGACGGGUCUGUCACUGUGUAACACCGGGGUACGGUACUGGUGGGGACGGGUUUGUCACUGUGUAACACCGGGGUACGGUACCGGUGGGGAUGGGUCAGUCACUGUGUAACACUGGAGUACGGUACCGGUGGGGACGGGUCAGACACUGUAACACCAGGUACUGGGACUGGUGCAGACGGGUCCGUCACUGUAUAACUCUGGGGUACGGUACCGGUGCGGACGGGUCCGUCACUGUAUAACUCUGGGGUACGGUACCGGUGCGGACGGGUCCGUCACUGUAUAACGCCAGGGUACGGUACCGGUGGGGACGGGUCCGUCACUGUGUAACACCGGGGUACGGUACCGGUGGGGACAGGUCUGUCACUGUAUAACACCAGGGUACGGUACCAGUGGGGACGGGUCUGUCACUGUAUAACGCCGGGGUACGGUACCGGUGGGGACGGGUCAGUCACUGUAACACCAGGUACUGGGACUGGUGCGGACGGGUCUGUCACUGUGUAACACCGGGGUACAGUACUGGUGGGGACGGGUUUGUCACUGUGUAACACUGGAGUAUGGUACCGGUGGGGAUGGGUCUGUCACUGUAUAACACUGGGGUACGGUACUGGUGGGGACGGGUCUGUCACUGUGUAACGCCGGGGUACGGUACCGGUGGGGACGGGUCUGUCACUGUAUCACACCGGGGUACGGUACCGGUGGGGACGGGUCAGACACAGUAACACCAGGUACUGGGACUGGUGCAGACGGGUCCGUCACUGUAUAACACCGGGGUACGGUACCGGUGUGGACGGGUCCGUCACUGUAUAACACCGGGGUACGGUACCGGUGGGGACGGGUCUGUCACUGUACAACACCGGGGUACGGUACCGGUGGGGAUGGGUCUGUCACUGUACAACACCGGGGUGCGGUACCGGUGGUGAUGGGUCUCACUGUAUAACACCGGGGUACGGUACCGGUGGGGACGGGUCUGUCACUGUACAACACCGGGGUGCGGUACCAGUGGUGAUGGGUCUCACUGUAUAACACCGGGGUACGUUACCGGUGGGGACGGGUCUGUCACUGUAUAACACCGGAGUACGGUACCGGUGGAGACGGGUCUGUCACUGUGUAACACCGGGGUACGGUACCGGUGGGGAUGGGUCAGUCACUGUGUAACACUGGAGUACGGUACCGGUGGAGACGGGUCUGUCACUGUGUAACACCGGGGUACGGUACUGGUGGGGACGGGUUUGUCACUGUGUAACACCGGGGUACGGUACCGGUGGGGAUGGGUCAGUCACUGUGUAACACCGGAGUACGGUACCGGUGGAGACGGGUCUGUCACUGUGUAACACCGGGGUACGGUACUGGUGGGGACGGGUUUGUCACUGUAUAACACCGGGGUACGGUACCGGUGGGGAUGGGUCAGUCACUGUGUAACACUGGAGUACGGUACCGGUGGGGACGGGUCUGUCACUGUGUAACACCGGGGUACGGUACUGGUGGGGACGGGUUUGUCACUGUGUAACACCGGGGUACGGUACCGGUGGGGAUGGGUCAGUCACUGUGUAACACCGGAGUACGGUACCGGUGGAGACGGGUCUGUCACUGUGUAACACCGGGGUACGGUACUGGUGGGGACGGGUUUGUCACUGUGUAACACCGGGGUACGGUACCGGUGGGGAUGGGUCAGUCACUGUGUAACACUGGAGUACGGUACCGGUGGGGACGGGUCAGACACUGUAACACCAGGUACUGGGACUGGUGCAGACGGGUCCGUCACUGUAUAACUCUGGGGUACGGUACCGGUGCGGACGGGUCCGUCACUGUAUAACUCUGGGGUACGGUACCGGUGCGGACGGGUCCGUCACUGUAUAACGCCAGGGUACGGUACCGGUGGGGACGGGUCCGUCACUGUGUAACACCGGGGUACGGUACCGGUGGGGACAGGUCUGUCACUGUAUAACACCAGGGUACGGUACCAGUGGGGACGGGUCUGUCACUGUAUAACGCCGGGGUACGGUACCGGUGGGGACGGGUCAGUCACUGUAACACCAGGUACUGGGACUGGUGCGGACGGGUCUGUCACUGUGUAACACCGGGGUACAGUACUGGUGGGGACGGGUUUGUCACUGUGUAACACUGGAGUAUGGUACCGGUGGGGAUGGGUCUGUCACUGUAUAACACUGGGGUACGGUACUGGUGGGGACGGGUCUGUCACUGUGUAACGCCGGGGUACGGUACCGGUGGGGACGGGUCUGUCACUGUAUCACACCGGGGUACGGUACCGGUGGGGACGGGUCAGACACAGUAACACCAGGUACUGGGACUGGUGCAGACGGGUCCGUCACUGUAUAACACCGGGGUACGGUACCGGUGUGGACGGGUCCGUCACUGUAUAACACCGGGGUACGGUACCGGUGGGGACGGGUCUGUCACUGUAUCACACCGGGGUACGGUACCGGUGGGGACGGGUCAGACACAGUAACACCAGGUACUGGGACUGGUGCAGACGGGUCCGUCACUGUAUAACACCGGGGUAUGGUACCGGUGUGGACGGGUCCGUCACUGUAUAACUCUGGGGUACGGUACCGGUGCGGACGGAUCCGUCACUGUAUAACUCCGGGGUACGGUACCGGUGGGGACGGGUCUGUCACUGUAUAACGCCAGGGUAUGGUACCAGUGGGGUCGGGUCUGUCACUGUAUAACGCCAGGGUAUGGUACCAGUGGGGACGGGUCUGUCACUGUAUAACGCCAGGGUAUGGUACCAGUGGGGACGGGUCUGUCACUGUAUAACUCCGGGGUACGGUACCGGUGGGGACGGGUCCGUCACUGUAUAACUCCGGGGUACGGUACCGGUGGGGUCGGGUCUGUCACUGUAUAACUCCGGGGUACGGUACCGGUGGGGACGGGUCUGUCACUGUAUAACUCCGGGGUACGGGACUGGUGGGGACGGGUCUGUCACUGUGUAACUCCGGGGUACGGUACCGGUGGGGACGGGUCUGUCACUGUAACACCAGGUACUGGGACUGGUGCGGACGGGUCUGUCACUGUAUGACGCCAGGGUAUGGUACCAGUGGGGACGGGUAUGUCACUGUGUAACUCCGGGGUACGGUACCGGUGGGGACGGGUCUGUCACUGUAACACCAGGUACUGGGACUGCAGUAAAGUGCCUCUGGAAUCUCGCUGCACUGGUGUGUUGCCGGGAUUGCAGCAUUGGCCCUCAUUUUUUGUAACCUUGGUCUUUGCAGUCCCUGCAGACAUUGAAAGCUCUUACUUUGUUGUGUAAACAAGUGAGUAGGCGUGUUUGAAAGGGCAAUUUCAAGCAGGGUUAAACUUUCACAGUGACAAGGGUUCAUUAAUAGGUGAUCAAUUACAGCAGGGGUGGGAAUUUAUGGAAACAAGACUGCUGAGGCUGGAAUCUACUGGGGGAUCUCUGUAAGUCAAGCAGCCUCUGUGGAUGGAGGUGGGAGAUCUUGUUGGUGUUUUUGGUCAAAACUCUGCAUCUAAACCAACAUCAUUUCCAGUUCUAGACCUGCCACAGCCAAAAUGCUGGGGGAAAGUGAAUGGCCACCUUAUGAAGAUAAUAUUGUAAAGUUUAGCUUUUAUUAGUCACAUGCAUACUGAACCACACAGUGAAAUGUGUCAACAACCAACACAUUCUGAGGGUGUGCUGGGAACAGCCCGCAAAUGUCACCACGCUUCUGGUGCUAACGUAGCAUGUCCAUAACUUACUGAUUUUAAACUCUACACUUUUGGACUGUGGGAGGAAACCAGAGCACCUGGAGGAAAUCCACGUGGUCAUGGAGAGAAUGUGCAAACUGUUACAGACACUGGCAGGAAUUAAACCGGGAUCGCUGGUGAUGGGUGCGUUACAUUAACUGCACAUUUAUACAGGCACCUUUAAUAUAACCCUACAGAACAUUAUGGGACAUAGCAAAUUUUGAUGAAAGCGUGUGGGUUUUAAACUAGUGGAGGUGUUGAGAGGGUGUGGAACAGGAUGUGGGAAUGCUGGAUCUUGGCAGUUGAGACUCUGCCCAUCUGUGGUGGAAUGAUAAAAUCUGUUGAACUUUACUGACCAGGUACGGAACUGAUUGUGGUGCAGGAGUGAGAAUCAAAACUCAUAUCUUCCAGAUUUCCUUUGGAGGCCAUUUGUCUUAUCAAGCCUGUACUAGCUUGGACCAAUUCCACCAGUUAAAUGACCCCCCCCCCCCCCCCCCGGUUUCCCUCUUCAUUGUGAUCAGCAGUAACCAUGAAUGUGAAGAAGUGGGUCAGGCAGCAGCUGUAGAGAGAGAAAUGGAUUAUCAGAGCAAACAGAAUUGGUGUUUGAAAUAACGAACGAUUUGUUAAAAGCUGGUGUGGCCCAGGAGACCUGUGAAAGCUGACCUCAAUGGAUGAGUUUACCAGUAACAUUUUGCUACAGGGGGGUUUAAGUAACAAACUAGGUCCUGAUUAUAGAAUAAAACAGGUCUGAUAGCAAAUCCAAUUUUCUAUUACAACAAUGGGUGCACAAUAUAAUUAGUGAACUUGCUGAAACUUGGGUGUUGUUGCUUUUGCAUUCCAGAUUUCUGCUUUUAUCUGUUAUCAUCACAUUAAAACAAUCCACAUCACUAUCUAUUAGUUAUUAGCCUUUGCUAUUCUUCCCCCUACAACAGCAAUGACAUUGGAACGAUGCACGAACUGGAAAGGCUGGGCAUCUGACAUUCUGGAAUCCGGGACUCAAAGCUGCACCGUGUCUGACAGGUGCAGGGCUGUUCGUGGAACAGGCAUUGGGUACUUUU
Mobula hypostoma (lesser devil ray) is the source of this 6960-nucleotide messenger RNA. It is a transcript of the gene med31, whose product is annotated as mediator complex subunit 31. Gene Ontology annotation, molecular function: transcription coregulator activity. The record is from RefSeq and is a predicted model, not a curated record. The transcript has 4 exons. Gene Ontology annotation, biological process: regulation of transcription by RNA polymerase II. The coding region runs from base 560 to 955 and encodes 131 amino acids. Lineage: Eukaryota; Metazoa; Chordata; Chondrichthyes; Myliobatiformes; Myliobatidae. Gene Ontology annotation, cellular component: core mediator complex; mediator complex.